UUCACAUCUCAUUUUCACUCUCUCCAUCUUCAAGAAACACAAAACAGAGAGAAAAAAAAGAGUGAAAAUGUUUUUCUCCAAGGAUCUUCCUUCACCUACAUCGUUUUUCACAGCUUAUGCAUCAAUGGCGGGCUACAUAAUGAUGAUACGAUCAAUGGCCCACCAGCUGAUCCCAGGCACUGUCCAAGAUCUCAUUUACUCUUCUCUACACUCUCUGCUCUUCCGUUCUACUUCCACAACUUUGACUCUAACCAUCGACGACGACAACAUGGGCAUGCACAACGAGAUCUACCAAGCCGCUCAGACUUAUCUCUCAACCAAGAUCAGUCCAGACGCAGUCAGGCUCAGAAUCAGUAAAGGCCAUAAAGACAAACACGUCAACUUGUACCUCAGCGACGGAGAAACCGUCAACGAUGUGUACCAAAACGUGGAGCUAAAAUGGAGGUUUGUUACAGACCGAGGAGACAAGAAAGGCGAUGACGACCGAAGAAGCGAGUACUUCGAGCUGAGUUUCGACAAGAAACACAAAGACUUGAUCUUAAACUCUUAUAUUCCUCACGUGGAGAGCAAAGCUAAAGAGAUUAGAGACGAGAGGAGAAUCUUGAUGCUGCAUUCUCUCAACAGUCUCCGAUGGGAAUCGGUUAUCUUAGAGCAUCCUUCAACUUUCAAAACAAUAGCUAUGGAAGAUGAGCUCAAGCGUGACGUCAUGGAGGAUCUUGACCGGUUCAUUAGGAGGAAAGAUUAUUACAAGAAGGUAGGGAAAGCUUGGAAGAGGGGUUACUUAUUGUACGGACCACCGGGAACUGGGAAGUCUAGUCUGGUUGCGGCUAUGGCUAAUUACCUCAAGUUUGAUGUCUAUGAUCUUCAGCUGGCGAGUGUGAUGCGUGACUCUGAUCUAAGGAGGCUCUUACUCGCCACACGUAACCGGUCGAUUCUUGUGAUUGAAGAUAUCGAUUGUGCAGUGGAUUUUCCCAACAGGUUGGAACAACAACAGCCUGGUGAAGGCAAGAACUGUGGCGACUCUCAGGCACCUUUGACGUUAUCUGGGCUGCUGAAUUUCAUAGACGGGUUAUGGUCAAGCUGUGGAGACGAGCGCAUUAUAAUAUUCACAACGAACCAUAAAGAUAGGCUUGACCCGGCAUUGCUACGUCCAGGUCGUAUGGACAUGCACAUAUACAUGGGACAUUGUACUUUUCAAGGGUUCAAGACCUUAGCCUCUAACUACUUGGGCUUAAACGACACCACAAUGCCACACCGUCUUUACCCGGGGAUCGAGCGAUUGAUGGACGGGGAAGUGAUUACACCAGCACAAGUGGCAGAGGAGCUGAUGAAAAGCGAGGAUGCUGAUGUGGCGCUUGAGGGUUUGGUGAAUGUUUUAGAGAAGAUGAGGUUUAAAGCUAAUGAACUGAGUCCGGUUUUGAAGAAGAAAGAGAGUAGAUUGGAGAGGGAUGAGAUGAGAGCAAGGCCUGAUACUGAAGGUUCUCCUAGGAAGAACAGCAAAAGAAUCAAGAAGCUUGUUCUGUUUUGGACCUAAGACGUGCGCCACAAACUUCUACGGUCCAGUAUUAGUUCACAUAAUUAAGAUAAUGAGAGAAAAAUAUACCGAAAGCCUUUACUAUGAUUUUAGUAGAAAAAAAGUAAGUAAAUCUGUUCCUUAAAAAAAAAAAAAGUAAGUAAAUCUGUUUGUCUAUUGAAUUUGGAUGGACAAAGUUCAAUUGUGUUGAAAGAAAUUGAUCAAAUAGAGUAA
This is a messenger RNA of Brassica oleracea var. oleracea, 1747 nucleotides long. RefSeq names its product ATP-dependent zinc metalloprotease FtsH-like. Gene Ontology annotation, molecular function: ATP hydrolysis activity; ATP binding. The record is from RefSeq and is a predicted model, not a curated record. Bases 68 to 1534 code for a protein of 488 amino acids. Lineage: Eukaryota; Viridiplantae; Streptophyta; Magnoliopsida; Brassicales; Brassicaceae. The transcript has 3 exons.